AUGUUCGAUUAUACAAGCGGUACCAGCCAACGGUUCCCUCUACCAAUAACGUCUGAUGAAGAAGGUGGUACACCAGGACGCCCAGGCAUCGACUACCCCAUUUUAACUAUAAUUCCUCACACCAAAUUCGAUUGCAAAACUCAAAGAUAUAAGGGCUUUUUCGCUGACCCCGAAACAAGAUGUCAGGUCUGGCACUACUGUGAUUUAAACGGAGGGCAGGCGUCUUUUCUGUGCCCAAACGGAACUAUAUUCUCUCAAGCUGCGCUUACAUGUGACUGGUGGUUCAAUGUUAAGUGUUCUUCAACCACUCAGCUUUACGUACUCAACGAAAGUCUGUAUAAGUACAUAUUACCACAUUCACCUAAAUUCCCAGAGGACUAUAGUGGGCCUUUAGUUGACAAAUAUUUAACGCUAAAGUUUAAAGAAAUGGAAGAAGAGUUUAAAAAAAACAAAAAUAAACAAACGGGUUCAGAAAAACAUGACAGUAGCGGCGAUGAAAAUUCCAGUGAAGAUAAUAACGCUGAUAACAAAAGCUCCAAACCUCUGAAAGAUGAAAAAAAUAAUGUGAAUAUUCAUACGAAUAAAGUCAGUCAAUCCAGCGUUAUUGUAGCAAGUUCUGGUGCCAGUGGAAAUGUGGAAAGACUAGAAGAA
Molecule: messenger RNA, 651 nt
Organism: Iphiclides podalirius (scarce swallowtail)
Lineage: Eukaryota; Metazoa; Arthropoda; Insecta; Lepidoptera; Papilionidae
Source: the annotation of a GenBank genome assembly